CGCUCAUUGGUCGAGGCGGUCAAGUGGAGGGGGGGGCGGUGGCAGCCCCGCGCUGUGAUUGGUCGCCCGUGCCCUCCACGUGUUCCGCGGAACCGGCUGAUGAAACGCCUCGGAUUGACGUGGGCCUUUUAAGCGCUUAGACCACCAGCCCUUCAAUCAUGGGUGAAUCAAUGGACGUCGACGAGAAGCUGAAACUCAUCAACCGCAACCUGCAGGAGGUGCUGGGCGAGGAGAGGAUGAUGGAGGUGGUGAGGGAGCGGCCGCUGCGGGUCUACUGGGGCACGGCCACCACGGGGAAGCCCCACGUGGCCUACUUUGUGCCCAUGUCCAAGAUCGCAGACUUCCUCAAGGCCGGAUGUGAGGUGACGGUGCUGUUUGCGGACCUGCACGCGUAUCUGGACAACAUGAAGGCCCCGUGGGAGCUGCUUGAGCUGCGCACGCACUACUACGAGAGCGUCAUCAAGGCCAUGCUGCGCGGCAUCGGAGUGCCCCUCGAGAGACUCGCCUUCGUGCGGGGCACGGACUUCCAGCUCAGCCGGGAGUACACACUGGACGUGUACCGCCUCUCCUCCGUGGUGACGGAGCACGAUGCCAAGAAGGCCGGUGCCGAAGUGGUGAAGCAGGUGGAGCACGCACUCCUCAGCGGCCUUCUGUACCCCGGCCUGCAGGCUUUGGAUGAAGAGUACCUCAAGGUGGACGCGCAGUUCGGAGGAGUCGACCAGAGGAAGAUCUUCACGUUCGCCGAAAAGUACCUCCCGGCGCUGGGCUACGCGAAACGAACCCAUCUCAUGAAUCCCAUGGUUCCAGGACUGACCGGGGGCAAGAUGAGCUCCUCCGAAGAGGACUCCAAGAUCGACCUGCUGGACUCCGAGGCGGAAGUCAAGAAGAAGCUGAAGAGGGCGUUCUGCGAGCCGGGCAACGUGGAGAACAACGGCCUCCUCGCCUUCGUCAAGCACGUCAUCUUCCCGCUCCACGGAGAGUUCAUCAUCGCGAGGGACGAAAAGUAUGGCGGGACGAAGACUUACCAGGUCUUCGCGGACCUGGAACAGGACUUCAAGGACGAGCACAUCCACCCAGCAGACCUGAAGCAGUCGGUGGAGAAGUCGCUCAAUGUCCUGCUCGACCCCAUCCGGACCGAGUUUCAGAGUCCGGAACUCCGGAAGCUGAUGAGCGACGCCUACCCCUCAGCCACCAAGCAGAAAGGGAAGGUGGCGGUGGUGGCGGCUGACGAUGAGAUCUCUCCACGGCGCCUCGACAUCCGCGUCGGGAGAAUCAUCUCGGCAGAGAAGCACCCGGAUUCGGAGGAGCUGUUUGUGGAGCGCGUGUCCCUGGGCGAGGGUGAGGAGCGCGUGGUCGUGAGCGGCCUGGCCAGGGCCGUGCCACUUGCUUCGCUGCCCGGACGCCUCGUCGUGCUGCUGUGCAACACGAAGGUGGCGCGCAUGCGCGGCGUUGAGUCCCGUGCCAUGCUGCUCUGCGCAUCGUCGUCACCGGAGGGGGGGACGCCCAAGUUGGAGCUCCUGGAUCCCCCCGAGGGCUCGGCUCCAGGAGACCUUGUCCACGUUGCCGGGUACGAGGCUGUGUCCCCCGACGCGGAGCUCAAGCCCAAGAAGAAAAUCUUCGAGAAAAUCCAGGUCGACUUGCGAACAUCGGAGGGGCGCAUCGCUCAGUGGAAGGGCCACGACCUCGCCACAAAGCUGGGCCCCGUGACCUGCGCGACGCUCGCCAACGCCCUCAUCGGCUGAGAGCGGAGCCGCACACACGGUCUGCGGUUGGGGCGGUGAUGGGGGGGAUACACCGGUGGUUCGCAUAGAAGGGAGGGAGUGGUUGCCCCCAACACAUGGUGGGUUGAUUGGUCAGUUGAAAUAAAUAAACACGUACAUAGUGCAAGUCUACACCACAAAGUAACCUGCUGCUGACUUCAUUGCCACAGAGUGGCAAGUGAUUUUAUCGACCGCGGAGAGAGGAUGAUUGUGGGCCGGGUCGACCUCCACCCGCACAUUCUGUUGGCUCAUGGCUUCUAAGUGGGGUAAAUAAAACUAACUUUAAAAAUGUAUGUUUACUCAUGAACGUUGAAUUAUCCCAAAAAGCAAUAUGUGUACACACGGCCUAUGUCAAAAUUAAAACGUUCCGUCAGGCACAAAGCCAGUCUCGUGCAGUUUCCAACAAUCACAUGGGCUCCAUCGGCCAAUGGGAUGCGUCGUAGCUGAACGGCCAUUUAAUAUUAUUGGAUCUUGUGCCAAUGGCCCAAAAAUGUCUUAUUGACGGUACCACCCAGGGUGGCAAAGGCUAACAGUUAUUCUCAGAGAGGAUUUUGUCCCUAGACCUUAGAUAUGUAUGAUAGCAAGGCCACAGUGGUAGUUGUGAGAGAGAAAAACGUUACCGUUGUGCAAUGUUUUAUAGAGUGUAUGUAUUUAGAAGGGGGGGAAAUUAUCUGAUAUGAAACAUCUAUGGAAUAUUAAGAUGAUUUGCAUCUAUAAAACAGAGUGUAACGUGAAGCUUUCUGUCCAUGGUGGGCAUUUUGUAGUUAUUUCCACCCCAGAUGGUACCGAUCAAAUCUAAAUUUAACCAUGGAUUAUCUUAUGCAUUGGUGAAUUUAACCGGACAGUGAGAUGCCACUUGUUCAUGAACUGAAAUUUAUAUUUCGGAGCAUAAUGAGAAAACGUGCGGUUGUAACGCUGAAGUUAGUGGAAUAAUAUCAAAUAAAUAUGAAUUGCAUACCCUUUUAAAUCGCUAUCUGGAUUUAGUUUGCACUUAACUCCGUGAAGCUGUUUAUAUAUAUAUAAAAAAGUACGUUUUGCAACAUCAUUUGUAACGGAGAGGUGGCCGAUGAAUUGGAGCGCGUAGAUUAAAAACUCACUUCUUUAGAACUG
Molecule: messenger RNA, 2870 nt
Organism: Petromyzon marinus (sea lamprey)
Lineage: Eukaryota; Metazoa; Chordata; Hyperoartia; Petromyzontiformes; Petromyzontidae
Gene: YARS1
Product: tyrosyl-tRNA synthetase 1
Biological process (GO): tyrosyl-tRNA aminoacylation
Cellular component (GO): cytoplasm
Molecular function (GO): tyrosine-tRNA ligase activity; ATP binding; tRNA binding
Source: RefSeq, a predicted model, not a curated record